AUGUGCCACACCUUCUGCUCCACGGGCUGCCAGUCGGCGUGCUGCCCAUCCCCGUGCUGCGUCCCCACUGCCUGCUGCUCACCCUUGGGCUGUGGGAGCUCCUGCUGCCGCCCAGUGUCCCGUGUGACUCUGCUGUGCCGGCCUGUGUGUGGUGUGGCCAGCUCCUGCCAGUUGGCUUGCUAUGUGCCCAGCCCCUGCCAGGUGACCUGCUGUGUGCCCGUGAGCUGCAAGCCCACUGUGUGUGUGCCGGUAAGUUGCAAGCCCACUGUGUGCAUGGCUCCCUCCUACCAGUCCUCCUGCUGCUGCCGGCCCUCCUGCCCCACCCUCAUCUGCAGACCCGUCACCUGUGGCACCCCUUCCUGCUGCUAA
This is a messenger RNA of Trichechus manatus latirostris (Florida manatee), 369 nucleotides long. Its product is annotated as keratin-associated protein 12-1-like. The transcript has 2 exons. NCBI's taxonomy places the organism in Eukaryota, Metazoa, Chordata, Mammalia, Sirenia, Trichechidae. The record is from RefSeq and is a predicted model, not a curated record. Gene Ontology annotation, cellular component: keratin filament. The coding region runs from base 1 to 369 and encodes 122 amino acids.